This is a messenger RNA of Penicillium coprophilum, 282 nucleotides long. RefSeq lists its product as uncharacterized. Lineage: Eukaryota; Fungi; Ascomycota; Eurotiomycetes; Eurotiales; Aspergillaceae. The transcript has a single exon. The coding region runs from base 1 to 282 and encodes 93 amino acids. The record is from RefSeq and is a predicted model, not a curated record.
AUGUGCAAAAUGCGUUUUAAAUGGUACCGCGGCCACUGCGGCAUCAGUGGGUGUGGACACACCGAAGCAGUGUGGAUCGAGCGCUGCCAAGAAGCGAAUGCUCGUGAGAGACGGACACCAUGUCCCAAUCCACGUCCAGUUCUCCGUAUCACCGAAGCUUUUGCGAUGGGUCUUUGUCGUCCUUGUCUUGGUUGGGCUGUGUUGAUUCCGGGAGCUCCUGACUUGGUUAACCCUGAACGGGUUGAUAAGCCUCGUCGGCGACGGCAAAUAUCGACUUAUUGA